AUGAACAUAAGCCAUUAGAAAACCAAUCUUCCUAUUCGACACCUAAUACACAAUAGCCAAAGUUAGAAACGAACGUUAUAUGAAUCCUACAUUAUUCUCUUGUUGCGCAUUGUAUGUGUUGUAUGUUACGCGUUAUAUACCAGUUUUGAUCAUAAUUUGAAUCCGCCAUUAAAAAGAAUGGAUAUCUAAUCUGAUAUAUCGAGAUUUUUAUGCAAAUCAAUUUGUAGACUACCUUUUUUCGUCUUCAGAAUACUAGAAUAUCUGUGAAAACAUUCGAACUACUGCAUAUUUCAAUUCAAUUGAAAGCACAUGUGCAUACCAUGAACAUGGCGACUUGGAGGUUAUUGUUUUCUACUAGCCCAAUUAAUUUGUUAUGUACAAGGAGACUAGCUACGCAAAACCCUAUUAUGUCCAAACUUAAGCGCAAUAUAGAAAAAGAUAUUUUACCACCAAAACCAAAAAAACCAUUAAAUCCUUUUAUUCAGUAUUGUCUUUCUGUGAAAAAUACAUUGCAAAAAGAAUAUCCUGAUUGUACAUAUGUAGAUGUUGUAAAAAGGGCAUCAAAACAAUGGGCACAAGUUGAGCCAAAAGUAAAAGAAAGUUUAAAAAAACAAUAUAUGGAACAACAGUCUAUUUAUAAACAAAAAUUACAGGACUAUGAAAAUUCUAUAACUUCUGAUCAAAAAUUAUUAAUAAAAAAGGAAUUGAUAAAAAAGGAACAUGCUUGGGAAAAGAGUCAAGUUAAACAAAAACUUACAGAACUUGGAAAGCCAAAGCGGCCAUUAUCUGCCUUCUUUUUAUUCUUGCAGAAUAAACAGAGUGCCAAAGACCCGCAAGUACCAUACAAAGAUUGGACGAUUAAUUUAAGUGAAGAAUGGAAGAAUAUGACAACAGAAGCUAAAGAAAAAUAUGUUGUAGAAGCAACACAUUUGUAUGAAAAGUACAAAAUUGAAUUAAAAAAAUGGGAGGAAGAUAUGAUUCAAGCAGGACAUCAUAAUUUGCUGAAAUCUAAUGUUAAAUCUAAUGUUAAAUCUAAACGCGUUACUAAUAUACAUAAAGAAUAGGAUUUAGAGUGCCCCAACCAAUCUACUAUACAAAAUAUGCAAAAAGCUGAAUUCAUUGUUGCAGAUGAUUCUUCCAGUAUGAAAAUUCAAGACAAAGAGAAUAUUAAAACAGGUUGGGGCACUGAUAUCACACUUGAUCCCAACAGUGAUCAACAAUAUGAAUCUAGAAAAAGCCUGAUAUUUUAUGACAAGAAUUUACAAAACAAACUGAAAUAUUCGAAGAAUGCAAAAGAUUUGAUGAAGGAUGUUGGUACAUCAAUACAACCUCUUGAUGCACAGAAACAUAAGUAUUUUGUCUUUAUAUGGAAAAGAUUUUUAACAGUCCUGAAAGAGACUGCUAAAAAUUGGAAGACGAAAUUGUUAUUCUGAGUGGACUAAUGGUCAAGGUGGCAACAGAGGCAUUUAAUGGCUUAUAUUACUAACAUUUAAAUGCUCAUUACAUUUAUAUUAUUAACAAUUAUGCAUCUUGAAAUCAUCGCAUAUUAAUUAAUGUGUAUCUUUCUUUUUUAUA
Molecule: messenger RNA, 1575 nt
Organism: Linepithema humile (Argentine ant)
Lineage: Eukaryota; Metazoa; Arthropoda; Insecta; Hymenoptera; Formicidae
Gene: TFAM
Product: mitochondrial transcription factor A
Biological process (GO): regulation of transcription by RNA polymerase II; tail-anchored membrane protein insertion into ER membrane
Cellular component (GO): GET complex
Molecular function (GO): DNA binding, bending
Source: RefSeq, a predicted model, not a curated record